Puccinia triticina is the source of this 450-nucleotide messenger RNA. RefSeq lists its product as uncharacterized. Bases 1 to 450 code for a protein of 149 amino acids. Gene Ontology annotation, biological process: DNA damage response; protein ubiquitination; ubiquitin-dependent protein catabolic process. Gene Ontology annotation, cellular component: Cul4-RING E3 ubiquitin ligase complex. Lineage: Eukaryota; Fungi; Basidiomycota; Pucciniomycetes; Pucciniales; Pucciniaceae. Gene Ontology annotation, molecular function: ubiquitin protein ligase binding. The record is from RefSeq and is a predicted model, not a curated record. The transcript is spliced from 3 exons.
AUGGUUGAACGACUGAUUGAUUUUAAGACCAAGCUGGACCGGAUCGCCGUUGACUGUUUCGCGGAAGAUUGGGAGAUGUUCUAUGCAAUUAGGGAGGCAUUCAAGAAGUUGAUCAACAAACGUUGCAAUAAACCCGCCGAACUUCUGGCCAAGUUUCUCAACCUUCAGAUGCUGAGGAUAUGUUUGAAGAGCUCUAUGAACACGACCUUGCUAAGCGGUUGUUGUAAUCCAGAAUGUGGGCCAGGUUUUAUGGCAAAGUUAGAAGUAUUGUUCCAAGAUUUGGAGACGUCGAGUGAUUUGAACAAGGCAGAAGCAACACGGAAAGAAGGCGGCCAUGGCGAGGGGGUAGAGCUGACAGUGACAGUAUUGAUGUCAGGGAGCUGGCCGAUGAGCCAGUCAAACAAGCCAAAAGUCCUACUGCCCACCCGUUUACAGUCCCACCUGACCUGA